AUGAGACCCUCUGAAUACGCUAUCCCUCCCGGAGGUUUGGUGCUGGUCACCGGAGCCAAUGGGUAUAUUGCGUCGCAUGUUGUCGAUGUAUUAUUAGAGCUAGGAUACAAUGUUCGCGGGACUGUUAGGCAAAGUAAACCAUGGUUAGAUCGCUUCUUCGAAGACAGAUAUGGCAAGGGUAGAUAUGAGAGCACCGUGGUGUCAGCAAUGGAAGAAGAGGACGCCUUUGCCUCUGCUGCCAAAGGAACUGACGGAAUCAUCCAUGUGGCCACAGACGUUACUCUUGCCAGUGAACCUCAUAGGAUCAUACCGGCUGUCCGAAAUGGCACAAUCAAUGCCCUCAAGGCAGCUUCGAGUCAAGAGUCAGUGAAGCGCUUCGUUCUGACGUCGUCUUCGACUGCGGCAAUCAUUCCUCAGGCCAACAAAAAGGGCGUCAUAGUCGAUGAGAGUACGUGGAACGACGACGUUGUCGCUCUCGCAUGGAGCGGCACAGCACCAGACUCUGCAAAAGGCUACACAACGUACGCGGCUUCGAAGACUGAAGGGGAACGGGCUGCAUGGAAGUGGGUGGAAGAGAACAAACCCGGGUUUGUUCUUAACACUGUAUUGCCAAAUUGCAAUGUAGGCAAAGAUUCUUGGCUCUCUCGCAGGCUAUUCCCUUUUUCUCAUGGACUGGCUAAUGAAUCUCAAGUUCGGCCGAAUUUUGAUACCAGAGCACAUGCACGGUUCUACAAUGGGUUUCAAUACUUCGUCGACGUCAGAGAUACCGCUCGUCUACACGUGGCAGCCCUUCUUGAUCCAAAUGUCAAAGAGGAGCGCAUAUUCGCCUUUGCAAGAGAGUACAAUUGGACAGAUGUGCUUACCAUUUUGCGCAAACUACGCCCGGAGCAGGAAUUCCCUGACGAUCCCGAAAAUGAAGGCCGUGACUAUACAGAAGUUGUUCCUAUAGCCAGAGCCCAGAGAUUGCUUCAAGACUUUUUUGGCCAGACAGGUUGGACAUCUCUGGAGGACAGUCUGGCAGCUGGGAUUGAGGACAUCUAGCGGCUGAUUGCAGCAUGGCCUGUGCCUGCGUUGAGCUUUGAAGAGAGGUGAAAUGCACAAGACAUCUCUUUUUGUGAGGUCUGUGAAAUAGAUAGGUACUACAGCUAUAUUUCUC
This is a messenger RNA of Trichoderma harzianum CBS 226.95, 1156 nucleotides long. RefSeq lists its product as hypothetical. Bases 1 to 1041 code for a protein of 346 amino acids. The record is from RefSeq and is a predicted model, not a curated record. NCBI's taxonomy places the organism in Eukaryota, Fungi, Ascomycota, Sordariomycetes, Hypocreales, Hypocreaceae. The transcript has 4 exons. Gene Ontology annotation, molecular function: oxidoreductase activity, acting on the CH-OH group of donors, NAD or NADP as acceptor.